AUGCAGUUCAUGUUCACAGCACUCGUUGCUACGAGCGCUCUGUUAAUGAACGUUCGUGGUCUUCCAACACCGGAUGCCUCUAAACGAGAUCUAGUAGUACCUGUAGAUGUCGGCAUAGUUGGCUUAACGCCCCCCGAUACGACUGUGACCUGGGGCAAAGACAAGCGCGAAGCAGAUACGAACCCCGACUUAGUCGAUCUGGUCGACGGCGGCGUAAUCGGACUAACGCCUCCCGACACAACUACCACGUGGGGCAAAGACAAGCGGGGUCCAGAUCUAAUCGUUCCCGUCGACGGUGGCAUUGUCGGCCUCACCCCUCCAGACACUACUGUCACUUGGGGAGACGACACCGUUACAUCCACAACAACGAUCGAAAAAGAGAAACGCGACCCGGAUCUGACCGUACCAGUCAGUGGCGGCAUUAUCAGCCUCACUCCCCCAGACACAACCGUUACCUGGGGUGACGAUACCACCGGGGAUAUCUCAACAACCGCUAUUGAGAAAGACAAGCGGGACCCUCAAGACCCAGCUCUGAGCACACCGUCUUCGACAGUCACUUGGGGAUAGGACAAGCGAGAUGUCUAAAACCCUGCACUGGUGUCUUGGUCCGGUCUCCCAAACUAUCUCGUAGUCUGGAGGAAGCCCCACAGCUUCGGAGAGCUCGAGCUCCUGCUUCUGCAUGAACGCGCCUGUAGGGGGUUAUUGUGAAUACUGUCAUCAGAUUAGGGAGCCGGGUCUCGUGGAACCCGUAUCAUUGCGGUACUGGGGGAGCGUGUACGAGCUUGGGGUUUAGCGUUAAGCGUGUUUCGAGUAGAUCGGAGUGUCCGAUUUAGUGUUGGUUAUUUCAUACCCGGGCAGGUUUAUAGUUCCGUGUUCUUUCUCGUUAGCGCGAACAAGU
This is a messenger RNA of Mytilinidion resinicola, 898 nucleotides long. RefSeq lists its product as uncharacterized. The transcript is spliced from 2 exons. NCBI's taxonomy places the organism in Eukaryota, Fungi, Ascomycota, Dothideomycetes, Mytilinidiales, Mytilinidiaceae. The record is from RefSeq and is a predicted model, not a curated record. Bases 1 to 567 code for a protein of 188 amino acids.